AUGGCCGAGGCGCUCGGCGUUGUAGCUAGCGGCAUUGCUAUCGCCCAGGUGGCUGGGACUGCCGGGAAAGCGAUCAUCAAGCUGAGGGGUCUGUGGAACCAAGUCAGGACAGUCCCUGACACCAUUGCCGACCUAAUGGAGCCGAUUGACUGUCUCCAGCCUGCCCUCUGGGAGUUCGAGAAUAACUUGGCUCAUCAAAACAUCCCAAAUCAAUUCUGGGACGAUAGUACCACAAGGCGCAGUUCAGAGUACUGCAGCAAGGCUCUAGCAGAGCUGUCGGACCUCGUCACCGAUCUGUCAAGGCAUAUCAAUUCCGAACGGCAGAUUCAUAGAUCUACUGGGCGAUGCAAGGCCAUUUCGAAGAAGGAGCAGAUAAAUCUCCUGGAGCGGCGUUUGGAGAAGGCCGUCAGGAUGCUUCAGUUCGCACAAUAG
Messenger RNA from Anthostomella pinea, 432 nucleotides. Lineage: Eukaryota; Fungi; Ascomycota; Sordariomycetes; Xylariales; Xylariaceae. The record is from the annotation of a GenBank genome assembly.